AUGUUGUGUUCCAGAUCUAGAAGUGUGGUUAUACUUGGGUGUAUUCUCUCUUUAUUUCUUCUGGUCGUCACUGCAACAUCCAUUGCUGAAGAAGAGGGUGUAGAAGAAUGGAUGACAAGUGUGAAAGAAAGGUUUAUGGCAGAGGAAGAUAAAUUAAACUCAUCUCUGAUUUUGGCUGCAAAGAGAACCAAAAGAAAAGAUCCUCAUGAGAAUUUCAAGCUUUAUACUGGUGGAUGGAACAUAAGCAAUACCGAUUAUUGGACUUCUGUUGCUUAUACAGCAGUGCCUUUCUUUGUGAUAGCAUUAGUCUGGUUUGUGUUCUUCGGGCUAUGCUUGUCUCUUAUUUGCCUCUGCUAUUGCUGCUGUGCGCGUCAACCUUACGGCUACUCCAAGAUUGCUUAUGCUCUCUCCCUGAUCCUCCUCAUAUCGUUCACAAUCGCAGCAAUUGUGGGAUGUGUUUUUCUAUACACGGGUCAAGGGAAGUUUCAUGCUAGCACGUCAGAUACUUUGGACUAUGUGGUGAGUAAAGCAAACUUCACGUCAGAGAACCUCAGGAAUGUGUCAGAUUAUCUCAAUGCAGCUAAGAAGGUGGAUGUACAAUCCAUUGUUCUUCCGGGGGAUGUUUUAUCGAGCAUCGACAAUAUACAGGGAAAGAUUAACUCCUCUGCAACUACUCUUUCUGUCAAAACAAUGGAGAAUCAAGACAAGAUUCAAGAUGUCUUGGACAACAUGAGACUUGCGCUCAUCAUCAUCGCUGCUGUAAUGCUUUUCCUUGCAUUUAUUGGAUUCUUACUCUCUAUCUUUGGACUGCAGUGUCUUGUAUACACAUUGGUGAUCCUUGGUUGGAUUCUUGUGACUGGUACUUUUGUCUUGUGUGGUGUAUUUCUGCUUCUACACAAUGUUGUUGGGGAUACCUGUGUGGCCAUGGACCAAUGGGUCCAAAACCCAAAAGCUCACACGGCACUAGACGAUAUUCUACCAUGUGUUGAUAAUGCAACCGCAAGAGAAACCUUAACUCGGACAAAGCUUGUGACAUACCAGUUAGUCAACAUUGUCGACGAUGCCAUUAACAACAUGACCAACAGGAACUUCCCUUCUCAAUUCCGGCCGUUUUAUUAUAAUCAGUCGGGUCCUUUAAUGCCCGUGCUCUGUAACCCCUUCAACGCUGAUCUCUCUGACCACCAGUGCCAGCCCGGUGAGGUCCAUCUCAGCGAUGCAACAGAGGUGUGGAAGAACUACACUUGCAAAAUUAUAACCCCAGGGACAUGCAGCACACAGGGACGUCUGACCCCAAAACUUUACACCCAAAUGGCUGCAGCAGUUAAUGUAAGCUAUGGUCUGUACAAGUACGGUCCAUUCUUGGCAGACCUGCAAGGGUGUGACUUCGUGAGGUCCACAUUCACUGAUAUUGAAAGGGAUCAUUGCCCGGGACUGAAGAGAUACACGCGGUGGAUCUAUGUGGGCCUUGUGUUGGUGUCUACUGCUGUAAUGCUGUCUUUGGUGUUUUGGGUUAUAUACGCCCGGGAGAGAAGGCACCGGGUUUACACAAAAGACUACAAUGCUAUGCACUCUGAAGCUCUACGAGACAAGGGCCCCUGA
Thlaspi arvense is the source of this 1599-nucleotide messenger RNA. NCBI's taxonomy places the organism in Eukaryota, Viridiplantae, Streptophyta, Magnoliopsida, Brassicales, Brassicaceae. The record is from the annotation of a GenBank genome assembly.